AUGGGUUGGCUACAACUUGGGUGCCUUGCCUGGAUACAUCUUACACUUGCCGUGACUGUGAGCGGGCUGAGCCGAGCAGAGCUGUACGACUACGGGGUGCAGUAUGGGGAUCAGCUCCUGCAGCCGGGGUCCGACCAGACGGAGGAGCUCGCCCUGGACCAGACGCUGUUCUUUUACAAGGAGUCGUUUGAAAGCGUUUACAUCAACACCAAUGGCUUCGUGGCCUUGGCAGAGGUCCCCGAGGAGUCCGAGUACCUGGGCCAGAUGCCGGCCACCUUCGGCAUGCUGGCCGCCCUCAUGGGCGACCUGGACACCGGCGACGGCGUCGGCAAGGUGUUCUACCGGCAGGACAGCAGCCCGUCCGUGCUGCUGCGGGCGGCCGAGCACAUCGGCCAGGCGUUCCCCGCCGACGACGAGGUGGAGCCCAAGCACGUGGUCAUCGUCACCUGGGACAACGUGGCGGCGCAGGGCGCUCCCGGACGAGGGGACGGAAUCGAGUCCAGUAGGAACACGUUCCAGCUGGUGGUGGCCUCAAUGGAGUCAGCCUCUUACGCCAUCCUGCUAUACCCUCAAGACGGCCUGCAGUUCCACUCCACGCCCAUAGAGGGCGAGAGCACGCCCCUGGAGGUGGGCUUCAACCAGGGCCAGGUGGCCGGCUGGUUCUGGAACACCAAUCAGGGCGACUACUACCGCGUCACCACUGACGAUGAGGGGUCCAUCCAGGAGCUGAACAAGAAGACGAACUCCGGCCAUCGCGGCGUCUGGGUCUACGAGAUCGGCACCUCUCCCUUCUUCUCCUCCAUCCACUCGGGCGAGGUCGAGGACCUGACCCCCGAAGAGUCCGUCCCCGGCCUGGUGGUGGUGGUCCCCGAAACCCCAGACAGGGGGCCCCAGUAUCCCCCCGUCAACCCUCCUUACAAGAUCGUGACGGAGGGGUAUGACGAGUACGAGGACGAGACCCCCUUGCCCCGGGUACCCCCCACCCGGGCACAGCCCGUGUACCCGGUCCAGUUCCCCGUGUACCCCGAGCCCACCGACGCCAGGCCCAUUUACCCACAACCAGAACAGCCCCGCAGGCCCCAGCCAGAGCGCCCCCAGGUGGUGGUGGUGGACGACGACCUGGAUGUGGAUGUGUUCUCCUACAACUACGAGACGUGCGCCAACAACUGGCAGAAGUGCUCCAGCUUCGCCGACUGCCGCGACUACUCCGGCGGGUACUGCUGCCACUGCCGGCCCGGUUACUAUGGCGACGGCCGAGACUGCGUGGCCGAGGGCAAGCCCCAGAGGAUGAACGGUAAAGUGACGGGCCGUGUGUUUGUCGGCGGCUCGCCGUCGCCGCUGGAGUUCGCUAACAACGAGCUGCACUCGUACGUGGUGGCCAACGACGGGCGCGCCUACGUGGCCAUCAGCACCGUGCCCGCCGGCCUGGGGCCCUCCCUGCAGCCGCUGGCCUCGCUCGGGGGCGCCAUCGGGUGGGCCUUCGCCCUCGAGCAGCCCGACUACGAGAACGGAUUCAGCCUCAUCGGUGGCAGGUUCACGCGGCAGGCGGAGGUGACCUUCCACCCGGGCGGCGAGCGCCUGAGCAUCACGCAGGUGUUCAAGGGCAUCGACCAGCACGACCACCUGACCAUCAGCACCCAGCUGGAGGGGCGUGUGCCCGAGGUGCCCCGCGGGGCCACCGUCCAGAUCGAGCCCUACACCGAGAUCUACCAGUACGCCCGCAACGUCAUCACAUCCUCCUCGCGUCGCGACUACACGGUGAGCCUGGCGGAGGGCGGCAUCCAGACGCUGAGCUACAGCUGGCGCCAGACCAUCAGCUUCGAGAGCUGCCAGCACGACGCGGCCGCACGCCCCGCCCCCUCCUCGCAGCAGCUGUCCGUCGACCAGGUGUUCGUCAUGUACGACGCCGCCAACCAGCUCAUCCGCUACGCCAUGAGCAACAAGAUCGGCUCCAUCCACAGUGAGACGGUGGAGAACCCCUGCUUCACCGGCAGACACGGCUGCGACACCAACGCCAUGUGCCGGGCCGGCGAGGGAACCCAGUUCACCUGCGAGUGUUCCAGCGGCUUCACCGGAGACGGACGCGCCUGUUACGACGUUGACGAGUGCAGAGAAAAUCCUCAGAUCUGCGGCCGCCACAGCAUCUGCAGCAAUCAGCCCGGAACUUUCCGCUGUGAGUGCAUGGACGGCUUUCACUUUGCCAGCGAUGGAAGGACUUGUGUGGAGGUGGAGCAGGCGGUGAACCACUGUGCACGUGGCACCCAUGACUGUGACUUGGCCGAGAGGGCGCGCUGCAGCUACAGCGGAGGAUCCAACUACAUCUGCUCCUGCCUGCCCGGCUACCAAGGAGACGGACGCUCCUGCAGGGAUAUCGAUGAAUGCCAGCCAGGCCGUUGCCACAGAGACGCGAUCUGCUACAACACCCAGGGCUCAUACACCUGCCAGUGCCGUCCAGGUUUCUAUGGCGAUGGCUUCCAGUGCACUGCCGAUUCAGCGCGUGAGAAGACGGCCUGUGAGAGACACAGAGAGCGAGCCGAGACCGCCUCGGCCAACACCGGCGGCUACUUCUUCUUCCGCCCGCGGCCCGCCGUGGGACAGUAUGUCCCCUCCUGCGACCCGUACGGCGCCUACGAGCCCAUGCAGUGCCACGGCAGCCUGGGCCAGUGCUGGUGCGUGGACCGCGAGGGCCAGGAGAUCACCGGCACCAGGACCGCACCGGGCAGCAGACCCAGCUGUAUUGACCAGGGCGUGCCCCCGACCCCGGUGGGCCCCACCCCUCGUCCAGACGUCAGCCCCCUGGCCCCCGGCACCAGCCUGCUGUUCGCCCAGACGGGCAAGAUCGAGCACGUGCCCCUCAACGGAGAGAGCAUGCUCAAGGAGGAGGCCAAGACCCUGCUGCACGUCCCU
This is a messenger RNA of Sardina pilchardus (European sardine), 2907 nucleotides long. RefSeq names its product nidogen-1-like. NCBI's taxonomy places the organism in Eukaryota, Metazoa, Chordata, Actinopteri, Clupeiformes, Clupeidae. Gene Ontology annotation, molecular function: calcium ion binding. The record is from RefSeq and is a predicted model, not a curated record. Gene Ontology annotation, biological process: cell-matrix adhesion.